Puma concolor (puma) is the source of this 1265-nucleotide messenger RNA. RefSeq names its product WW domain binding protein 4 (gene WBP4). Gene Ontology annotation, cellular component: nucleus; precatalytic spliceosome. Lineage: Eukaryota; Metazoa; Chordata; Mammalia; Carnivora; Felidae. The record is from RefSeq and is a predicted model, not a curated record. Gene Ontology annotation, molecular function: RNA binding; protein binding; zinc ion binding. Gene Ontology annotation, biological process: mRNA splicing, via spliceosome.
CACUGGUCCCGGGGAAAGAGGGAGGUGUCCGGGCUUGGAGGGUCGGGUGGGCCUCGCGGCGGGCCGGGCCUCACCUCGCCCCGCGCGGGGAACACGAGCUCGAGCCGGACCCGGGGGCGGCGCGCGGAGCGGCUGGUCCAGUCAUGGCAGACUACUGGAAGUCGCAACCAAAGAAAUUCUGUGAUUACUGCAAGUGUUGGAUAGCGGACAAUAGGCCUAGUGUUGAAUUUCACGAAAGAGGAAAGAAUCAUAAGGAAAAUGUGGCAAAGAGGAUCAGUGAGAUUAAACAGAAAAGCCUGGAUAAGGCAAAGGAAGAAGAAAAGGCAUCAAAGGAGUUUGCCGCAAUGGAGGCAGCUGCCCUGAAAGCCUACCAAGAGGAUUUGAAAAGACUUGGCUUAGAGUCAGAAAUUUCAGAGCCAAGCAUAUCACCAGUAACAAGUACUGUCCCGCCAACCUCUGCAUCAAAUCAGCAGAAGGAAAAGAAGAAGAGGAAAAAAGACCCUUCAAAGGGAAGAUGGGUAGAAGGCAUAACCUCUGAGGGUUACCAUUACUAUUAUGAUCUCAUCACAGGAGCAUCCCAGUGGGAGAGACCUGAAGGAUUUCAAGGAAACUUAAAAAAGACAACAGGGAAGACUGUUUGGGUAGAAGGUUUAAGCGAAGAUGGUUAUACCUACUAUUAUAAUACAGAAACAGGAGAAUCCAAAUGGGAAAAACCUGAUGAUUUCAUUCCACAUUCUGGCGACCUGCUUUCUAGUAAAGUCAAUGAAAAGUCACUUGAUACCCUAGAAGAGUCCAAAUCAUCAGAUUCUCAUAGUGAUUCUGAUGGGGAGCAGGAAGCAGAAAAAGGAGAGGCCUCUACAGAAACACAAAAGCCAAAAAUAAAGUUUAAGGAAAAAAAUAAAAGUAGUGACAAAGGAACUGAACCAGAAACACAGAAAGAAAAAACUACCCAAGAGCAAAAUUCAUCAGGUCCAAAUGAAGAAAAAUCCAAAGCUCCUAAAAAAUCAAACCCAUAUGGAGAAUGGCAAGAAAUUAAACAAGAAGUUGAGUCUCAUGAGGAGGUAGAUUUUGAACUUCCAUGCACUGAAAAUGAGUGUGUAUCAACUUCAGAACCUGAUAUUGGUGGACAAUCUAAAAUGGUAUUUAAAGAAAAAACAGUCACUUCUCUUGGAAUCGUGGCAGAUGGAGUGGCCCCAGUCUUUAAAAAGAGAAGAAUUGAAAAUGGAAAAUCUAGAAAUUUAAGGCAACGAGGUGAUGAUCAGUAA